Molecule: messenger RNA, 402 nt
Organism: Babesia bovis T2Bo
Lineage: Eukaryota; Apicomplexa; Aconoidasida; Piroplasmida; Babesiidae
Exons: 4
Coding region: 31-372 (113 amino acids)
Source: RefSeq, a predicted model, not a curated record
AGCGAUGCUUUAAAUUUUUUAUGAAAUCAAAUGGCUUCUAUAUGUAGACUUUUGUUACAUCACAAGUAUGCUGCUCCAAGUACACCUAAUCUUGACGCUAUAACAGCUGCUAUCAAUGCGAAGCUACAACCUAUCUGCUUUCACAUUAAGAAUGACCCUAAUUACUCCACUUAUGUAUACGACCAGCAUUUUUAUGGUAUACUGUGUUCACCUCUAUUCGAGGGCAAAAGUUACAAGGAAAUAAACGCAAUGGUCGAGCAGAUACUGGAGCCAUUAGGUUUAAAAGGCUGUGUCCGUUUGAAUUGUCAGCCUCCGUCGCGUUUCCACAAACUACGUAAUCACAUUCGCUGGCGAUGGAACGUUGAUAAGUGACCUAAUCCGCACCAUGGUAAACACUGCGUU